Vicia villosa (hairy vetch) is the source of this 552-nucleotide messenger RNA. RefSeq lists its product as uncharacterized. Bases 1 to 552 code for a protein of 183 amino acids. The record is from RefSeq and is a predicted model, not a curated record. The transcript has a single exon. Lineage: Eukaryota; Viridiplantae; Streptophyta; Magnoliopsida; Fabales; Fabaceae.
AUGAAUGCUAGCCAAAGAUUCUCCAUGAAGAAAGUAUACAAUGCCCUUAUGGAAGAUGAUGAUCAAGUUCCUUGGAGAUUUCUCUUUAAGCACAACCCUGCAAGGCCUCGAGCUCUCUUUACUUUGUGGAUGUUGUGUCAUGGUAGACUACCAACUAAGGAUAGGCUUAGUAGGUUUGGCAUGAUCACUGAUACUAUAUGUAGCCUCUGUAAGCGAGAUGCAGAAACGAUGAGUCACAUUUUCUUCAAUUGCAGCAACACAUCACAUAUAUGGAUUCAAAUUCUGAAGUGGAUUGAGGUGGAUCAUCACCCAUUGGAUCUACAAAAUGAGUUGAGAUGGAUUAUUCAGGAGACUAAGAAAAAAGGGUGGAAAGCUAAAAUCCUGAAAUUAGCUUUUGCAGAGAGUAUCUAUGGCAUUUGGGGUCUUAGAAAUGAGGCUGUUUUUGGUCCUAGUGAUUCCUCCACUAAUGCUGAUAGAAUUAUAGAAAGUAUCAUAUACAGGGGGUGGAAUUUAAAAGCUAUUCGACACCAUAUUGCUAGAUUGAUGAUCUAG